GACCUGAGUAAAGUUAAAAGUCUUGAAAUAAAAGUCAAUUCAGAAGAAGCUGGCUUAAAUAACUUCGGGGUUUACGUGCCUAAUCUAGAAACUUUAAAACUUGUAAAAAGCAAAAUACACGUUUUGAGAGAUUUAGGAAGUUCUCUGAAAAAACUGCGAAUCUUAUACAUGCCAAGGUGUGAAUUGAGAGAUUUAGAUGGUAUCACCUCAUUCGUAUCAAUCAGCCAAUUGUAUCUAGCCUACAAUGAUAUAACAGAUAUCAGCUCCUUCAGUUUACUGGAUAAUCUUAGUGUACUCGACCUCGAAGGGAACAAUAUAAACGAUAUAUACCAGCUAUCUUUCUUGAGUUUUUGUUACAAGAUGACGACGCUAACAUUGGAAGGCAAUCCUAUUUGCAUCUCGCCAAAUAGGGAAAGAACAGCCGAUGUAGGCAUUUUGUACUACUUAUGCAUGGUGUAUAUUAAAAAUAUUUUUUGCCACAGUUAUUACUUUUAUUAG
Messenger RNA from Helobdella robusta, 498 nucleotides. RefSeq lists its product as hypothetical. The annotation marks the transcript as partial. The transcript is spliced from 3 exons. Gene Ontology annotation, molecular function: protein binding. NCBI's taxonomy places the organism in Eukaryota, Metazoa, Annelida, Clitellata, Rhynchobdellida, Glossiphoniidae. The record is from RefSeq and is a predicted model, not a curated record.